AUGUAUGUGAAAUGGUUUGAUACAGUAAGAUUAUACUAUGUGAUUUCAGUGAAUUUAGUGAAUGUCCCUUUUCAAAAUUUUCAAAUUUCCUACCGUUCCGUCCCCCGUACGUCCUGACGUCGCAGGGAACGGAACCCAGAAGACAGAUGACGGCAUCGGCCGGAGGAUAUUGCCGGCAACACUGCAGGAGGGACAUCGUGGGAGCGAAGGACAAUGUAAGUGAAGAAGAGAUCCCGGAGCAGCGUUGCAAGGUAUUCCUGAGUGUAGCUCGGGGUUACUGCUUGUGCUACACUCGGGAAUACUGACAGGGAGGUUA
This is a messenger RNA of Staurois parvus, 316 nucleotides long. The record is from the annotation of a GenBank genome assembly. Lineage: Eukaryota; Metazoa; Chordata; Amphibia; Anura; Ranidae.